Maniola jurtina (meadow brown) is the source of this 6086-nucleotide messenger RNA. It is a transcript of the gene vir, whose product is annotated as protein virilizer. Bases 190 to 6027 code for a protein of 1945 amino acids. Lineage: Eukaryota; Metazoa; Arthropoda; Insecta; Lepidoptera; Nymphalidae. The record is from RefSeq and is a predicted model, not a curated record. Gene Ontology annotation, cellular component: RNA N6-methyladenosine methyltransferase complex. Gene Ontology annotation, molecular function: RNA binding. The transcript is spliced from 9 exons.
CUAUGGUUCUCCAUUUAUUUGUGAAUUGUGAAUUUGUUGUUUUUCAAUGAAACAAGCUUAGAUUUGUGAUUUUAUAUUAUUAUUUGUGGUUCAUAUUAAUACCCCGCUUGGAGAAACGCGUCUCCAUGCAUUUACAUUUCUCUAAAAUGUGUUGAAUAGACUGUGUGUGAUUAAUUGUAAGAAGCCAAGAUGAGCGCCGAUCAGCCGGAUCUCUUAUUCUUCGAUACUUUCUCCCACGACACUAGCGAGGAACUAAAUCUUGAUCUUGUCCAAUUUCCAAAAUCAGUCUAUGUGCGAGAGAUCCGUAUCAUACCAUUGGGAGCUCGAGUGGAAGGUGAUUUCCCUGGCGGAGUGAGGCUUGGGGCUACCAACCCCACCAAGUUCCACAUAGACUUCUUUGUGAAUGACCUGAGUAAACCUGGGGCUUGUACGUUUGAAGCCCUGGGCAGUAUUGACUAUUGCCAGAAUGGGCAGAUUCAUAUGGAAUGCAUGUCAAAUGUGGAACAGCCGAGAAUACCCACUGAUGGACUAGUUCUUAGAGGCUGGUACACAACAAUCACACUUGCAGUUUACGGCAACUUAACACAAGUAUUACCUGACACUCCCGUGGUAGCCGUCAACCCUCCACCGAUCAUUCAGAGACCUGUCACUCGUGAAGUCAGCGCUCUACCUGCUAAUGUGCCACAAUCAUCAGACUGGAAUCCAGAACCUUCCAAUCCAAUCCCAGCAUACACUGGAAAUGUUAGUGUUCCUGCAAGCAACCCAGAAGCAUAUGGAAGUAACUACCCAGAAAAUUAUGAUAAUCAAAUGUACAGAAAUGAAUAUUAUGAUAAUGAACCUCCUAAAGAUCCAAGGACCUACCAUCAUAUGGAAGAUAAUGAGUGGGAGAAGGAGAGAAGAGAUAUUAGCAUUGAAAGGGAAGGAGAUAGAUUAAGACAUAGUCCUAGACCUUUGGAAAUAGACAGAGACAGAGAGAGACGCGAAGGCAGAAGUCGCCGGCGCUCUAUUGAAAGAGGAAGAAGUCGUGAAUCAUCGAGAUUACGUGACAGAAGUCGGGAGUUAGAAAGACUACAUUCAAGGUCAAGAAGUCGCGAAAGAGAAUUCGUUGUUAAAGGCGAAUAUAGACCUCUAAGUCGUUCGAGAUCUAGAAGCGCUGACCGAGAGUGGGAUAGAGGGUCAUACAAGAAGGAUGAUUACCGUCGGAACCGCGAUGCCUCGUACGACAGAUCCCGUGGGGGUUCCUAUGAACCGCGUUCUCCGUACGACAAAAGACCUCCAUCUUACGAAAGAAAAAUACCAUAUGACAAAAUUGCUCCUUACGAAAAAAGAUUGUCACCUUUUGAUAAACGCAGUUCGUCCUACGAACGUCGCGCUCCUUCCUACGACAAACAAACGCCAUUCGACAGAAAGAGACACUCUCCUUACAACCGCAUCAGAGAUUCCAGUUAUGGAAGUAGAUCCCCAAGUCGGGAUGACCCUAGAAAACGCCCUAGAACACCCCCUGGAGAAAGACGACCGAUGUCUCCAAGGGAAGGAGAAAACAGUCCCAUUAACUCUGUCAGAUCGGAAGAAGGUCCCGAAUUUGAUAGAAGCGGCAAACAAAUACCGCGCAUAGACUUCUACCACCAAAGCUACAGACAUAAGAGCUGUAUUAGAAGUCCUUCGCAAGAAGUCGAUACAGCUUUUGUAGACCCACAACACUCUACGUUAGUCACAGUACCAAUUGUAGACACGGCUGUGCCGAAAGUGAUUGAAUCACCAAGCUGUGUACCAGAAGACGAUCGAUCAAUGGAUGCUGAGCCUUUCGAGCCAAUUUUAUCAGAUGAAGAUAUCUGCGAUGAUCUAGAUGGCAAUUCUUACAUGGAAGCUGAUUAUGACUUGAACGAAUACUGUGGUGUUGAUGAUAUAAUCAAAUACUACAAUCCAUUUAAAGAUGAGUGGAAGACAUACGAACAUGUUAAUAAAAUCACUUGCCUUGCUGAUGUUAAAAGUGACACCAUUAAAGAUGUAAUGAAUGCUACUUUCGACGAGCUAUGUGACGCUAGUCCAGAUUUGUCGAAGAUAUACGAAAUAACUAUUGCAGCGAAAAGAAGAGAGCAAAAAUUUUUUUCUAAUACAUUUCUGGAAAUUGAUAAUACUUCCAGGGAAGAUUGGGUGUUGCAAUGUGAACAGCUGUAUGUAUCGCUCACAAGCCUGUGUAAAAACACUGACAUAAUCCUCAGACUGUUUCGUAAUUAUAAUAGAAUGGAAUCGUCUGAUGAAUUUACCGAUAUUCAUAACUUCCUCGUAACUUUCUGCAGAAUCGGGUUAAAUUAUGAAUUUGCGUUAGCCCAACAGCAACCUACUUACAAAAUAAGGCACAUGAAAUGCGGUAUUCGCCUGGCAGAAGCUUUGAUGUCACAUCGACAUUCUGGACAGGUAAUGAAGACGCUACUGAACAAUGGCAUAAACAUGACAAUGCAAUUAAUUGAGAUGUAUUCUAAAGAAUAUAUGGCAUUGAGUAUUCGUCUGAUGAUACUUAAAGCUUUGAACGUCUGUUUGUCUUCAAAGGAAGCAAUAGACCAUUUCAUGCAAGAUGCUGUAUACCCAAAGUUUGAUAAGAAAGACACUGAUAAUUCUAGAAAGUCUAUGAAUGGUUACCAGGCUUUGAUUGCAAUGAUGCAAGCGAAUCCUUUAGGAAGAAUUAAGUUUUCCUUGAGCGCACUUCUCAAAAAGUUUAAUAUUUACGAAGUAUUAGAGAAAUUACACCAUUUGGUAUUCAAAUUCAACAAUAAUGCAGCAGAAAACAGUCAUCCGGAAGAUACAGAAUUAUCUGAAAAGGAAAUGAACUUUAUCGUGGAAUCUUUCGAAGAGAUUCUUUACAUGUAUAGAUCUCAUUGCUUUCAUAUUUCUCAACCGAAAAAGUUUUUGCCUGCAUCAGCCCAAUUUGAAAUUAACAAGGAAUGCUCAAAUGAAAUACUCCUACAAUUUUUUGAAAUUCAUCGCAUUUUGGAAGUAUGUUUGUACUUGUUGACUUGCCCAACAACAUGUAACAAUUUGGUAAUUACCAGUCCAAUCCAUGAUUUGAUAUUCGAGUUGAUUAAUUCACAAAACGGAUUAAACUUUCUGUAUAGAAAUAUGGAGAAGUGUGAGUUGAUAUUUAAGGUUUUGGAACAUCCUUUUGGACAGCAAAAUUCUGAGGAGACCCCAUAUCCUCAUGAUACUACUAUUAGUAAUUAUAGUGAUUUACAAAUCGCGGGUCUCGAAAUGGCAUAUAGAUUAAAAGCAUUAUAUUAUUUGAAGUCUAUCAGUGAUCUGCAAGCGGGAAAAAUGGAGGACAAUGAACUUAUCGAUAGACUGCAGUCUUUAUACUGUUUGAGCUUUGGCAGUAUUGGCAAAACUGCAGUCCCCAACGUUAUUGUCAUGGGAGACAACCCAGAAUGUCUUAUGAAGGUGUUUGAAAACGAUCUUAAAAUUAAAAGUAAAAGUGAUUUGCCGUCUAAACAAAAAUCGCCAGCCAAAGGAUACGCCAUAGAGCUAAUAGUCUCUGCUGUCAGAUACGCAGCUAAUGUCCCGUUUUUGAAGAAAUACGGUCAAAGAUUGAUUAACGUUUCGAAAGACCACGAUAGAUUUGAGCCUAGCGUUUCGAGUGUUUUACAAGAAGUGAUCCCGUAUUUGAAACCUACUGAGAAACCAGAUGUUUUGUCAGGCGACGAUUUGGUUGAAUGUGUCGAGAUACUGAAAGCCAGUCUAGAACAUUCUGCAGAUUUACCUGGCGAGCUAAUGACUUGCCUGAGAAUAUUGCGCCAUUUCUGCAUAUCUGAUUACGAGAAAAACGUUUCAAUUGUUUGCGAAUCUCCAAUUGAAGAUUAUGUGGAAUUGAAAUACAAGUAUAAUGUACUACAAUUGUUUUCUUUGGAUGGUGUAGCUCAUAUAUCUGGAAUAUUAGAUCGUUUGGCCACACAUUUCGACCAACCAAGCAUGCAUACAUCUUUCUUUGCUUCGGUCAGAGGAUUGCAGUUGGCUCAAAUGUUGCUGCCUUGCUUGAAUUUAUUGGACGACAUGUUAGCAAGAGUGGUUCGUUGUCGAGGGCCUAGAUUCAGGGAUUUAACUGCUGCCCCCAUCAUUUUGAAGACUUAUGGAAUAGCAAAAACGUUUCCAGUCGGUUCUAUUGGAUACAGAACGGCUGCAAAAGCCGCCGAGGCAGCCGUAAGAGCAUUGCUAUCUUACGCUCAACCUAUAGCCGAUGACGCAAAGGAUGGGGACUCUAUACGCCGUGGUCCAUGGACUUCUCUAUGCUCCGAAGUAAUUUCUUACAUAAUGACUGCCCCAUAUACAUUUGUCCCUGGUCUAUUAAUAUUUUCUGAAUUACUACCCUUACCUCUACCGAUGCAAACGAGAGCAGCCCCUUCCGACAGAGAAUUAGCUGAUGCGGCAAAUGAGAGACGCAUGUGGUCCGCACAUUUGCAUGCUUUGUCAAAUGAUUUGACGGAUAUGAUACAGAUCAUAUGCAUGUCGACAUAUAGACCUGUCGUUCAUAUGCUGCGUCGAGUAUGUGUCCAAAUUGCUGAUCUGGCACCUAAUACCGCUGCAACUGUAGCUAGAGCAGCCGUUGGGGCCGUUAUGCGAGAAUUGAAGGAAGGGGAAUCGGCUAAUACUAGUCUAGCGAGAGUGUUAGGAUUUCUAGCAUGCUUAGUCUCUCAUGCUCCAGUCAAAUGUGCCGUUUUACACACAAUGAGUGCAGGGGGACCCAAAUCGAAUGAAGUGCAAACUGUUCUGUGCAACAUCCUCAGCGUGGCAAACGCAUCGAGUGAUCAUGUCACUGCCCAGGAAUAUGUUGCUCAUGCUUUAGCAGCAUUCUGUGAUGCUGAAGUAACUUUAACACCACUAACUUCUGCUUCAGAAGUGGUAUUAGGGAAUUCUUUGCCUAAUAAAGAAUCACUAGUAUCCUUCUUGGACGCUACCGCGGCGUGCCUCGAAUCUUUGACUAAAUCAUGUGCUGUGGCGGUGUCAGUUUUACGCGCAUAUUUCGUUUUGACCGAACAUGAAUAUGGAUUUCAACAAUUUCGGAAAUAUGUGACGAGGAAACGGGAAAGUCUUGGGAAGUACUUCAAAUGGGCUCUGGAAGGGUCUGGAGAGGAGAGAGCGGAGUGCUUGAACUUGUACAUUGAUCUGAUAAGGAUUUUGAAAGUGGACUUUGGGGAGGGCGCUUUGGGCAGAAAGAGCGUUCUGACGUUGAGUGAAAUGGCUGACAUGGUCGGAUAUACGUCCUCGGAUGAAGACCCUGUUAUGUCUUUGGAAAAGAUUUUGAAGGAAAGAAACUCUGAUGAAGAAGUCCUAUUCAACGCGAACUUCCUGAUAACCCACUUACAAAAACUAAAGUCCUCUGAAGAAGCACCUCCUAAUGAAGCUUCAGACUUCAUUCUGCCUUGCCCAGAGCCUCUAGUGGCGCAGUUUGCAGCUCGGCAGAUAUAUUGCAUUGGGGACGCGAAUGAUGAACGCCUGACUACUGGGUACUGGUUGAACGUGCCCUCUGCUAGCGGGGAAGACGAUGUUCAUGAUAACGAACUGGUAUCGUGCGAUGUUAUGGACAUAGCCAACAGCCACUUGUCGGGAGGGGCGGAGUUCCUGGCGGCCGGCGUGCGGCGCCUGGCAGGCUGCCUCGACGCGCGCCCCGAGGCCAUGCCCUGCGACGACAAGAGACCUGCCGUGGCUCUGAGCAGAGUGCGCGCGGAGGGCGGCGCGGACGCGUUCCGCUCGCGGCCGCCCAACACCUCGCGCCCGCCCUCGCUGCACGUGGACGACUUCACCGCCCUGCAUCAGCCCUACUCUCUGCCGAUAAACAGGGGCGUGCGUCGUGGAUCGGGUACGGAGCGCGGCCGGUUCGGAGCCCCGCAUGCACACUAUAGGCAUCUUCGCGGCCGCGGCGCGUGGGAGGGAGCGCAACACUUCGGCCACUUCGCGCCCGCGCACUACGUCGCAUCGGGUAUGGGGUGGGGCGGCGCGCGGAUGCAGCGCGGCCCGCGGCAUCGCUCCUUCAUGCGAUAGGCGACCGCUAGAUGAUACCUACAUGCUAAAUGUUAAGGAAAUAAAUACUUGUACACUUA